Messenger RNA from Owenia fusiformis, 1868 nucleotides. The record is from the annotation of a GenBank genome assembly. NCBI's taxonomy places the organism in Eukaryota, Metazoa, Annelida, Polychaeta, Sabellida, Oweniidae.
CUUGGAAUUUUGGGAGAUUAACUCUUAGAGAUGAAAUCAUCAUUGGAUUAUUGACAUCCGUAUAUGUUAUACUGCUCUUGUUGUAGGUGCCAUUGAAAUGGAAAGCAUAGGUGGGAGUCAGAAGUCACCAUUAAUUAUAUAUUCCUAAUGGCUUACACAUACUUAUCACUAUAUGUAGGAAACAUAUGCUUUCAGGAAAAUGAGUGACGAACCACAGAGAGUGCGUUUCUUCUGCAAUAAAGGUCAGUGCCGUUAUCUAUGCUUCAGUGCAGCUACCCUAAGAAGACAUACCUAUGACGCACAUGGGCCGAAAGUAAAAUGUGACAUUUGUUCUAGAACAUUCCCAGUAUCUCGCCAUAGUGACUAUGAAAAGCACUUAAGAAACGUACAUGACGUUAACUGUAAUGUAGAGAUGGUGGCGAACAAGGGUGAGGAGGACAAACAGUCUCAAAUGAGACAGAAAGCUAAGGACAUAGCAAAGGCUAUAGGACAGAAUAAGAGGAGGAACGACAGCCCUAUUGCAUCAGCGUCAGCUGACCAUGAGGUGCCUAGAAAGGCUACAAAAACGGGAUCCGAUAAAAGGACAGUGUACAUAAAAAAGUCUAGCCCACCUAAGGUUGAUGCCGAAUUUGGCCUAAAGGAGACGCAAGAGGCCCAACCUACUCCCAAUCAGAAAACGGUAACUAGACCCUCUCCGUCCCUAAAGGGGACCCCCGAACUAAAUAUUGACCUGGAAGGACUGGGGAAUACUAGGGGUAUUGAGAUGAAGUGCAUUGAGGAGCCAGAUGACAUUGAUCAGCCAGAAAAAUCUCCAGCCGAAGAAUACAAGCUCAUCCCAUUGGACCCAGUACAAGACGCAAAAACGUCUUAUUAUCGAAUGCACGAUGAUCCCCGGUUGUUUCUCCUUACACCUCCAUCCUCGGUUUUGGAUCCCAAGCAUCGCGUGGUUAAGAAACUUAGGGAAGCAAGAUCCAGCAGAAUGACGUCAUAUGAACAGAAAAUUCGACCUAGUCCCUGUGGAGGAUAUCUUAUUAAUAAAACAGAACGGGCCGAAUUUAAGGAUGGAACCGUAUACUCAUUAUGCACUUCGUUCCAUGGUAACGUCACAACCUAUUCACAUCAUGAGUCGACAGAGACACAGACGGACCCCAAUAUUACUAAGUCAUCCCUGAGGACAUUCCUCCCACUUCCUUAAGCCAACAAUGGGAAUGGACUUCUUCAUUUAGCUACAACGGCUGCUGAUUAUGAACAUUUGCUUUAGAUUAAGGACAUUCAGAGAUUCAAUAUUUAUGAUUUAGUUUGUUUUUUUUGUAAUCUUUGGAACAAUAGAAAUGAACUUUUUGAUUAAGAUACAGCGGCUGCUGAUAAUGAACAUUUGCUCUAGAAUAAGGACAUUGAGAGAUUCAAUAUAUAUUUAGUUGUUUUUUUAGUAAUCUAUGGAACAAUGGAAAAGAACUUUUUCAUUAAGAUACAGCGGCUGCUGAUUAUGAACAUUUGCUUUAGAUAAAGGACAUUCAGGGAUUCCAUGUAUAUUAUUCAUUUUUUUUAGUAAUAUAAGGUAAAAAGAUUACAAUUUUAUCUUACUUUAAUAAUCCAUUUGAUAUUAACAGUCAUCUUACGUGUAUAUUACGCUCGGGACGAGCUUUCAAAAGAGAUUGGGGCAAUGUGACGAUUUUCGUCUCAGACGGAUUCUCGUCUCAGACGGAUUCCGUCAAAUUGUUCGUCACGCUUAAAUCAUUUAACCAAUCAGAUGACGGUUUUCGGCUAUAUAAGUGACACAUUUUGUUCGGACAGUCAGACUUUGUUCAACCAUCAGACAACACACACCUUUUGCUGUAAGUAAAUUCUAAAAUAGACUCAUUGUAAAC